Molecule: messenger RNA, 6015 nt
Organism: Adineta ricciae
Lineage: Eukaryota; Metazoa; Rotifera; Eurotatoria; Adinetida; Adinetidae
Source: the annotation of a GenBank genome assembly
AUGACAGGGUUUUGUCUGGAUAUUCUACUGCACGGGAUCAUUCCCGCAGUAACUGGUGGCUUUUAUUACGAUCGAUAUACAACACAAUUGGCGAAUACUGUACAUAUUUAUUUAUGGAUAUGUUUUAUGACAUUCCCUUUGCUUUUAUAUCUCUUUAUGCCAGUUAAUCUGCUUUCCUACUAUGUCUAUCCAUUGUUCGUAGCAAUCUUAUUCGCCACAGUGAAGUUUGUCAAUUAUCGUCUUCAUAAAUUUUUCGACUUGGCUGUUCGAUGUGAAGAUACGAAUGAGGACAGCAAGAGUCUAUCGACAACCAAUAAUAAUAAUAACAAUAUCGAUAUCGAAGAAGAGCCGAAAUUGAACGAUCACUGUAUCACAACGGAUGUUCCACCAAGUGAAACACAACCGCUGUGGAUCGAUUCGUUGUAUGGAAGUAAUAAUUCAAAUUUACCAUCGAUUUAUGAUGAGUCAUAUGCUCGCAUACGUCGAUCAAAUGCUACAACAACGAACGAUUGUCAUCAUUCAUCAAUUUUAGCAACGACAAAGCAAAAGUCGAAUGAACAAAUCGAUGAAAUAACGAAGUAUUCGCUGACAGAUGUGAUUUUACAAAGUUCGAAUAUUCAAGAUACAUGUGUAUCAGAUUCGAGAUUAUGCGAAAAACAUGAGCAAAAGCAAACGAAACGAACUCAUCCGAAUCAAAAGUCCAUGCGUCGCGUUCAGUCAGAACUAAAUGUAUCAGCAAAUCAAAAGGAUAUGGAACAAUCGGCGCACACUCUUCAAUCAUCUUCAAUGACUGACCAGCGUUUGAACAAAAAAUCAAAAUCAUUAGCAGAAAAUUUACAUCGAAAUCAUUCAGCGAAUCAAGAGGAGAAUAUCUCCGGUGAACCAAAAAUGGAAGAAGAAGUUGUCGAACACAAAUCAGAGAUUACACCAUGUUCAACUGAUGAUCUACCAAUUGAUGAUUGGCGACCAAUUUUACAAAUCCUUGAGAAUGUUUUUGCGGACGAAGAUGAACCGUCUGAGUUACCUGCCGGUCAACCUGAUUCACUUGAACCUUUGUUACCAAACAAGCGAACUCGUUCACAUGAACAACGACAGUCGUCCAAAUCCAAUGAACAAUCGAGUGAAAAUCAAGAUGAUGGAACUAUUCCCAGUCGUUUUCGUCGAACGCAUUCGAAUCAAGGCGGGCGAAGGCGACGAACAUCUCGCCGUACAACUUCUGUUGAGCAACGUCCAUCACAGUACAAUGCUGAAUGUAAUUCGAAUCAUCAUCAUCUUUCGCCAUCAUGUCGACGGAAAUAUAUCUGUUUGCUGAGAGAUCCGUCAUUCGAUGAACAAGUAUCGAAUUAUGAUUCAUUACGUGAUGAAACAAGUUUACGCGAUGAUUCAUUAACAACGACACCCUCGGAAGAGUCCUCUCAAUUACUAGCUCGUACUACAGAUCGACCACGUUGGAUACCGAUCUAUCGACAAAGCCAGUAUGAUCAAGAUUCCUUGUCACAAAUCAUCGACGAAGUUGAAUGGCAUAAUGAAACAAGUCCAGGAACUGUCCAUUAUUUCCGCGAUGAAACCGGUAUCGUCAUUUUGAUUUCUAUUCUUCGAGCUUCAAUGUUCUCUUCGAGUCUUUUAGGCAAACUGUUCUCCUAUGUUUUCGGUGACGCAUCUUGUCAAGCACGUAUGGAAUCAUCUGAUCCUAAACCACUAAGUGAUAAUAUUGCACGAAGUAUCAGCGAUGAAACAGAAGCAACAGGCGAACAGAUGCCAAGAGAACAACAAAUCACGCCACCGCAAACUCCAAUCACAACUGUUGAACAGAACCAUGAAGCUUGUUCAUUUUUUGGUCGACGCCGCCGUCAUCGCCAUCGUCAUCACCAUCAAUCACACCGAUCACGACGCUACGAGAUUGCUUCGACAUCUGGUCGACCUGUGAUUAUAAAUGAUGAAACUCGUCGACAAAUCUCCAGUAGUGUUGAGACAACACCACAUGAUCAACAGUUGCAACAGCGUGAGCAUCAAACACGAAUCAAACAUCGAUCGAUCAAAGGCCAAACUUAUCGAUUGAAACUUUUCCGAAAAAGUUUCAUCGUUCCAUUCGAUCGUCUUUGGCUAUUAACCGUUUUCGAUCGAGAUCGAUCAAUAACCGAAUGUAUCUUAUGCAUUUUCUUGGCUAUCAUCGUUUCCAUUGUUGGCAUUCACGUUCUACACAACGAUGUUUAUUAUGAUUUGGAAAUCCUUCUCUAUUGCUGUGUUAUCGCCGCUUCACAAUACUCUUUGUUAAAAAGUUGUCAACCCGAUGUAAAUACACCAGUUCAUGGUUUUAAUCGGCAUACAGCAAUAAGUCGUGCAAUAUAUUUUUGUUUAUUUUCCAGUUGUUUACUUGUGAUAUCGAAAUUGAAAAUCUACCCAUGGCAUUUAAAAUUAUUUGGUAUAACAUUUUCCAAUCUACUUGUAUGUAAUACAAUUUACAAUUUUCUCUCGAUUAUCCUAUUAUGUUUGCCGUUACUCUUCUUAUUCGGCUUAUUACCACAAUGUUCGACAUUUCUUCUGUGUAUUUUGGAAAAUUUUGAUAUGCAUUUAUUCGGCGGAACAGCGAUGAUUAAUAUUCCGGGGGCAUUGUAUAGUUUUCUCUUGUCGAUUAUAACAUGGAUUUGUCUUUCUAUUAUCGGCUAUUACGGUCUGAUGAUCGAAACAUCGAAAGAGAGUAUGCAGAGCAUCGUAUUUUCGAUUUAUUGUGGUUUAACAGUUAGCAUUUGUUAUAAGUUAAGUCGUGGAUCGAGUAAUCCCACAAUGCUUUGGAAUGUCAUUAAACAUGAUCUGUUCAAAAUGAAAAGAACGGAAACGACUCAUGAUGAAAUACAAGAUCCGCUACCUGAACAAUUAAAAACUACUGUUAAACAACGUUUACAGUCAGAUAUUCUUCUUUGUUUUCUGAUAUUCAUUCUUGUUUUUGCUGCUCAUGCUUCAACAACAUUUACUAGUCUUCAACCAAUUCUUAAUUAUAUCAUCUGUUCACUUGUUGUUCUUCUCGGAGUAUUCUUUCAUUAUAUCUUACCUCAAUUACGUAAACAAUCACCUUGGCUAUUAUUUAGUGAACCAUUGAUUAAACAAGCUGAUUAUUCAUUAUUUGAACCCACAGAAGCAACAAAAGUCCUGUUCAUAGAGAAGUUCUUCGUCUGGAUUGUUUUUCUCGAGAAAAAUAUCCUUCUCCCAUGUACAUUUCUUGGUGCACUUUCGCAUUCAGCACCCACUGUGAUAAAAAACUUCGGCUUAUUACCAUCGAUUCUCAUCUUAACAUCAUGCUCAAUGAAAAUGCUUCGAAUUGGUUACUGUAAUUCUGCUAGACAUUUUCUCUAUGUGCUCUUGACGAGUAUGAUGACCUAUAUCAUGACAUCGAAUCGCUCGGAAACAUUCCUCUUAAAUUAUUUUAUUUUAUCGAUCUUAACCGAAAAAUUGAUUGAUUUUAAAGAAAAACUCAAUUUCAUCUUCAUCUAUUGUGCACCAUGGCAAAUUUCAUGGGGUUCAGCAUUUCACGCCAUCGCUCAACCGUUUUGUAUUCCACAUUCAGCCGUCCUGAUUGUUCAAUGUUUGGCUUCAUCACUUUUCAAUUCUCCUCUAAUGCCAUUGUUAGGCAGUGCGGCGUUUAUUUCGUCCUAUCCACGUCCGAUAAAGUUUUGGGAAAAGAAUUAUAACACAAAACGUAUCGAUAACACCAAUGUUCAAUUACAAGCACAAAUUAAUGAAUUUCAUUGUGGACUUGAUGAUAAUAAUCUAAAUGCGAUCUUUUACGAACAUUUAACGCGAGUUUUACAAACUUCACUCUGCGGAGAGAUUCAACUUGGACGUCUUGGAAAAGUGAAUACAGGAGACUUUUUUAUCCUAACGAGUGAUAGUUUGAACUGUAUGAUUCAUUUGAUUGAAAUUGGAAAUGGUUUUGUCACAUUUCAACUUCGUGGUCUAGAAUUCAAAGGUACAUAUUGUCAACAACGUGAAGUCGAAGCAAUUACGGAAGAUAUUGAUAAAAACCGAGGUUUAUGCUGUUGUGAAGCUGGUCGUUUUCCACACAUGCUUUCACUGAAUGCUGCGUUUACACAACGAUGGCUAGCAUGGGAAGUUAUUUGUUUGAAAUUUGUAGUUGAUGGUUAUAGUAUUAAAGAAAAUAAGUUCAAUGAAACAGUUGUGGGCUAUGAUCUACGUAAAAGACUCAUUUCAUUAAUGAUUAAAGCAGUCAUUUUCUAUGCUGUACGGUCAGAUCAAUUGACUCAAUGGCUUGAAAAUGAACAAAUUCGUCAGGCCAUGAGUGCAUUCACAGAUUCGGACCAAGUUGACGUUGAUCCUUCGUUUACCACACUGUUUGAUGAUGAUUUCAAAGCUGGCGCGGGCGGUGUGACAAAGAAAACAUUCUCUUUUGUCUAUGGAACAUGGAUUCACUUAUGUAACAACAAACGUUCGACACCUUUGCCGUCAACGCAAGAAGAUGAUCUAAUUACAUUUUGUUUCAUACUCUCGUUGUUAGCGCGUCGAACUCUGUUUAGUUCGUUACCUUCGAAUCAUACGGUCCUAUUGGAAAUUUAUCAUGAAAAUUUCGUACAUGGAUUUUAUUCCUUGUUCAAGGGCGAUUUCCGUCUAGCGCCGAAAGAUGAAUGGGCAUUUGCGGACAUGUCUCUAUUGAAGAAUGUUGUCGCUCAAGGUGUUCGAAUGUCUCUGAAACUCAAUCAAGACUCCUUCUUGGAAAUGUCUGAAUAUCUUGAUAAUGAAAAACUCUAUGAUGAUAUUGCGCAAAAUGAUGUGAAUCUUGUCAUCACUCAUGAGGCGUCACCUGAGUGGCGAAAUGCCAUUUUGUCCAACAAAUCAUCUUUAUUAGCUCUAAGACGCGCAUUAGUAGAAAGCAUGGAUGAAUAUCGAAUCGUUAUGUUAGACCGUCGUCAUUUAUCUUUUCGAAUAGUCAAAGUGUCCAAAGAAUGUGUUCGAGGGUUUUGGGCAUCACAACAACAUGAAUUGAUCUUUUUACGCAAUCGAAAUCCGGAACGUGGAUCCAUUCAAAAUGCUAAACAAGUACUUCGUAAUAUGAUUAACUCAUCAUCAGAUCAACCUAUCGGUUAUCCGAUUUUUGUUUCGCCUUUAAUCACAUCCUAUUCAUCUACCAGUCAACCCUUAAAAGAUAUCCUCGGUGGUGAACUUGCAUGGGAUCUAAUUCGAAAAAAAUUAUCAGUAUUCUUCCAACGUGCACAUACAUUUUUUCUUUCGCAUUGCGUUGGAAAUGCAUCUGGCACAAGUGAAGUUAUUCAACUUGCUGAACGACGAACAGUACCGUCCCAAGGGUCACAUAUUCGUCAAUCAUCACUCAGUACUCCGGUGACUUCUACUCUUCCCGAUCAAGGUCAUUUGUCAUCGGCUCAAACGCAUCUUAGCACAAAUCUGAAUCUUGAUAAUAAUAAAAAAUCUCUUCAAACAACUGAACAACAAACAUCGAUGCUUAUCAAACGUACAUCAGAUACUUUAAUGCCAACGACAAUGAACAAUGACGAACAACUCCCUCGACGUUCGUCAUUAUCAUCGGAAUUGAAUACAAACGAUCGAAGUAGUCGAAAAGCGUUGAAUACAAUGACAACCAGCGUGUCAACAACAAAUAGUUCAAAUAAGGACGUUUCAACAAGUAGUAACACACAGAUUAACAAAGCCGUAGUAACAUAUUCAACGAACGGAAACUCCAGUGAAAAAGUUGUUAUCAUCGAUACAACAGCUAUCUACGAUUCGAUCAAUUUGGGUCGCCGAAUCGAUGUCAUAUGGCCUAAUGAACAAAUGCGGUUGAAUGGCGGUCGAAACGUUUGGUCGGGUUGGACACCAACUGUUGGCAUGACCGGCUUAGUUGUUCAUCGUUGGGUACCAAGACAUCGAGAUGCUCGACAACGAUCUCAUAUUGAUAAAUGUAUCCUACUUGUUCAUAUCGAUAAAUACGAUAAAUUCGUUCCAAUCGCUGAGCAUGGUGUACGAUUUAUCGGUGAAUCGACUUAUCUCUAA